Messenger RNA from Ipomoea triloba (trilobed morning glory), 401 nucleotides. RefSeq names its product ubiquitin-like. Gene Ontology annotation, molecular function: ubiquitin protein ligase binding; structural constituent of ribosome; protein tag activity. The transcript has 2 exons. The record is from RefSeq and is a predicted model, not a curated record. NCBI's taxonomy places the organism in Eukaryota, Viridiplantae, Streptophyta, Magnoliopsida, Solanales, Convolvulaceae. Gene Ontology annotation, biological process: protein ubiquitination; modification-dependent protein catabolic process; translation. Gene Ontology annotation, cellular component: ribosome; nucleus; cytoplasm. The coding region runs from base 1 to 378 and encodes 125 amino acids.
AUGUCUAGUGUUUCAGGUUUCAGCCUCGAGCCCCGAGCCUUGAGAUCCGAGACCAUCACACUUGAGGUCGAGUCUAGCGACACUAUUGACAAUGUCAAGGCUAAGAUUCAAGACAAGGAAGGAAUUCCAUCAGAUCAGCAGAGGUUGAUUUUUGCUGGUAAGCAGCUUGAAGAUGGCCAUACCCUUGCUAACUACAAUAUUCAGAAAGAGUCUACUCUGCAUCUGGUGCUGAGGCUUCGUGGAGGAAUUAUUGAGCCGUCUUUGAUGGCCUUGGCUAGGAAGUAUAACCAAGAUAAGAUGAUCUGCCACAAGUGCUAUGCACGUUUGCAUCCUCGUGCUGUCAACUGCCGCAAAAAGAAAUGUGGGCACAGCAAUUAGUUGAGGCCAAAGAAGAAGAUCAA